AUGCAAGAAAAAUUUUUGAAAUGGGCAGCUCUUAAUUCAUAUCAGUCAAAAAUUUGGUCAGAGGUUCCCUGUGUUUUGACAUAUACAUUGCCAACAUUAUUCAACAAUUAUACUAAUUCAGAUGAUGUACAAUAUUAUUUAACAACAUGUCUUGAACCUUCCAUAUCAUCUGAUUAUGUUAAAUUAAUUUCUAAAUCAUAUCAAUGUCAAGUAGAUAUGUUCAAAACGAAUGCAUCUCAAAUAUAUACAACGAUUGUAAAACUUGUAUCUCAAAAUAGAAUUGAUGACGCUGGAUAUUUUAUGGAUAAUGUUCUUAUCAUUCAUUUUAAUUCAAUAUCUAAUCUUGAAGAAUUACUUCAUAUGUUAAUUCAUAUAUGUUCAUUAGUUAAUAUUGAAUCUCGAAGUCUUCUAUGUAAAACUUUAAUAUCACCAAUAUCCUAUGAAUUGACAAAUAAAAAAUGUAAUAAAAAUUUAGCAAGAAUUUUUUUUGAUUUUGUUCUUGCAAUACUUAAUUUAAAUAUUAUUGAAGCUCCUAAAUAUGCUGAUCAUAUGUUAUCUAUAAAUGAUUUUUAUCCAUGGAAACAAUUAGAUAAACAAAUAACUCAUCUUAUACAAUCAUGUAUUAAUUAUGAUAAUAUUAUUAACGAUGAAUAUUUUAGUGAACUUGAUAAUUUAAGAAAAAUUUUAAGUUUAAUUAAUGAACGAAGUAAAAUUCAUGUAACAAUAUUACAUGCAACACAUGAAUUCGCUUUACAAGCUGUUUUAAAAUGGUCAACAAUUAUUAAUAAUGAUACUGGUAAACCAUAUGAUAAACAUGUAUUUGAAAUGGGACAACCUAUGACAGAAUUAAUUGAUCGACGACAAAUACCUGUCGAUAUAUGUAGUAAAUUUCUUGAAAUACUUCGAAAACAAAUUGAUAAUAAUGAUGAAAUUUGUGAUUUUAAUUACUUUCAUCAUAAUUUUUUCUUAUCUGUUACUAAAUUAUUAGCUGAAUGUAUUGUACAAUUGAAAAAUUUACCAUUGACAUUACAUCAACAAAUAGCUUCAUUUUGUUUAGUAGCAUUUAAUUGUCCAUUUACUAAUGAAGAUGGAUCAAUGACAUUAUCACAUUCAGCAGGUUUAGCUUUAUGGUGUAGAUUACCACAAUAUAUUCAUAAUGAAGAUGAUGCAUAUCCUUAUGAAUCAUGUGCUGAUCGAUUAUAUCAAUUAGUAUAUAAGGAAGAAGAACAACAAUUAUAUCAAUGGUGGAUUAAUUUUUGGUGUAUCAUUGGUUUGAAAUAUCCAAAUGUAGCUGUUAAUCAUAUUCCACAAUUUCUUGAUGAAAUCAUCAAUCGUAAACGAUUAGAUUUAUUAUCAACGGUUUCUGCCCUAUACAACAAACGUCCAGAACCAUUUCACGCUCGACUCGAUGAUCUUAUUCAUGCUCUUUUCGAUUGUAAUGGUCAACAUUUAACAUCUCUAUCUAUUCUUUUCGAUACUAUUGUUAAAGUACAUCCAGAAUUAAUAACGUCAAAACAUAUUGAUUCUUUAUUUACUUCAAUUAAAAAUCAUAUGAGUUCAUUCGAUCAAACAAAUUAUAUUUUUCAAGCACUUGGUUAUGUAGCUAAUGCACAACCACAUUUAUUCGAUAAAUAUCAAGAAGAACUUUUACAUUUUGUUAUUGAACAACAUAGUUUAUCAGCAUUUAGUUGUCUACAACAAUAUUUAGUAACGUCAACAAUUAUUAAAGGUGAAAAAACAGCUGAUGAAAAUCUUACUUUAUUAAUUAAUUUAAUAAAAAAUACAAAAAAUAUUUCUACUGAUUUGAAAUCACAAAUAUUUUAUACAUGUCAAUUAAUUGGAGUAAAAUAUAAAGAAAUUCUUGCAACUAAACGUAAUGAUUUAAUACCAUUUGAAUCUGAUUCUGCUUGUCAAGUUUUAAUUAAUUUUAUUGAUGAAAAUAAAUUAAAUGAAGAAAAUCAAGCAGCUAUUAAUCAUACUCUUGAUGAAAUAGCACAAAUAGAAAAACGUGUUGUUCAUACGGAACGUGAUGUUCAAAAUAUAACAAAAGUAGUUAAACGUCAAGAAUUAAAUAUUACCAAUCUUAAUACACGUGUUAACAUAUUUGAUACACGUAUAAAUGAUAUAACUGAACAAGUUGAAUAUCAUACUCGAGAAAUAGAACGUAUCGAUAUGAAAACAUUAAGUUAUGUACCAUCUGAAUGGGGUCGUGAUGUAUGUACACUUCUUAAUAUUCGUGCAGAUAAUGAUUGGCGUUUACUUGGUAAACGUUUUGGUUAUUCAACAAGUGAAUUAAAACAUUGGUCUAUGCAAAUGGAUCCAUCAAUGUCUUUACUUAAUGAAUGGUUUAUGACACAUAAAACUGAUGAAGCAACAUAUGGACUUUUAAAAAUCUUAAAUGACAUAGGUCGACAAGAUGUUGAAGAAAUCAUUCGUAAAGCUCUUACAAAAGCUGGUGAACUUAUACCAGAUGAUAUAUCAAUUGAAAUUAAACGUCUUCCACCAAUUUUUCUUUCUUAUCAAUGGAGUUCACAAAAAGCUGUUUUAAAAUUAAAAACAAAUCUUGAACAAGCGGGCUAUUCUUGUUGGAUGGAUACAGGACAAAUGGGUGGUGGUGAUAAAUUAUUUGCUAAAAUUGAUGCUGGUAUUCGGGGUGCUAAAGUUGUUAUUUGUUGUAUGAAUAAAACUUAUGCACAAUCAGAUAAUUGUUCACGUGAAGUUCAUUUAACAAUAAGUACAGGCAAACCAUUAAUACCAUUACAAAUGGAAAAACAAACAUGGCCACCUGAAGGUGCACUUGGACCAAUAAUGAGUGAAUAUUUAUAUAUACGUUUUUAUGAUCGAAAAAAUAAUGAUGAAAAUUAUUGGCCAACUGAUAAAUUUGCAGAAUUACUUGGUCAAAUACGUUAUUAUGUUGCACCUGAUCCGGAUAUGAUUACACAGCAAUAUUAUAAUUGGUUUGUACCACGUGUUGAUAAUUUAAUUUUUCUUCAAUCACAAACAACAAAUGAUAAUAAAGAUAAAAUUAUAAUUAAAGAUAAUCUACCACUUGUUGUUACUCAUCCACAAAUAAUGAUUUCCUAUCAAUGGGAUUAUCAAAAAGACAUUAUUAAUUUAUAUGAAAAAUUAACAAAAUUAGGUUAUCGUUGUUGGCUUGAUAUAUUUCAAAUGGGUGGUGGUGAUUCAUUAUUUGAAAAAAUUGAUGCUGGAAUACGUCAUGCAAAAUGUAUUCUAUCUUGUGUAACACCAAAAUAUAUAAAAUCAAUUAAUUGUCGACGAGAAAUAGCUUUAGCUGAUGCUCUUCAAAAACCUAUUGUACCAUUACUGCUUGAAGAAAUAAGUACAUGGCCACCAGCUGGUCCAAUGGCAAUGAUAUUUGCUGAAAAACCUUAUAUUGAUUUUCGAUGUUCAACAAAUGAUAGUGAAAUAUGGAUUGGAAAAGAAUUUGAAUUAGUACUUGCUCGAUUAAAACAAAUUAUACCUGAAGUACAAACAGAAAAAUCUCAAAGACAUUUAAUUGAUAUGCAACGACCAACAACAGCAAUGAAACGACAAGAAAAAAAACCACAACGAAUUAGAAGCACACCUGUUACACCACAAAGUCGAGCAUGUUCUCUUAUGUAG
Rotaria sordida is the source of this 3624-nucleotide messenger RNA. The record is from the annotation of a GenBank genome assembly. NCBI's taxonomy places the organism in Eukaryota, Metazoa, Rotifera, Eurotatoria, Philodinida, Philodinidae.